Messenger RNA from Parnassius mnemosyne (clouded apollo), 966 nucleotides. NCBI's taxonomy places the organism in Eukaryota, Metazoa, Arthropoda, Insecta, Lepidoptera, Papilionidae. The record is from the annotation of a GenBank genome assembly.
AUGAACGACUUACUGCAGAAGCAUGGCUGCUUUAACGUGUUCACAGUACCAGAAGGUCUUAAGGAGCUCAUGUCCGACAUAACUCGAGAAGUCCUUCGAGAGCAACCAAAGAACAUAUGCGAUUUCAUCUACAACUAUCUGUCUGCCCUACUCAUCACCCGCGAGCAUGGCGUGAUGGCUGUGAGGAUACUGGAAGACCUGUGCGACUGCAGGCCUUCUGUUUCUGAACACCUGAUCCAACUGGGCCUGGAGAAAGAUAUCGCUAACUCACUGGCACAAGUCAUAAAAGAUGAGAUUGAGACCUUCGAGCGAAAAAAAGACAAAGAAAAAAUAAAAGAAGCAAGUAUUUUGAAGAAAAUUUUAUCUAGAGCACCAUUAGACGAGGAAAUGGCCGCCAAGGUUUGUCAAAUCGCCAGGAACGCAUUCAAAGACUACUGGUACAAAAAGAAACUAAUGGAACAGAGUGUGACAAUGCGCGCCGAAGAGCCCUGGGAAGUGGCAGCCGAACGUACUUUGGCGUUGUACAAAAAGACCAAGCCGUCACUUGACGAACUCCACAGAGCUACAGAGAGAAUUCAAGCCGCCUAUAGAGGAUAUUACGUGCGUAGAAAUCUCUUGAAGCACUUAAAACCAAAGAAGAGAGGACCGAAGAAAACCCUGGGAGCUCCAUUAGAUAUUGCUGGGUCCAGAGAAAUUGAUCUAGGUCCUGUUACUGAUAUUCAAGUCAGAGAAGAUGACGUUAAUGGAUUGUUCGCGGCGCAUGCUUUCAAACUUGGACCGCAUUAUGACUCUAUAAAGACCACAGCUAUCGAUAAUGAGAGAUAUAAGAACCCCUUAGAAAAAUCUCCAACUUAUAAGAUGAUGGAUCAAAAGACUGGCGACCAAGCCAAUCGGCCAGUUAUUACAACUAAUCCUGAAGUUGGGAUCGUCCAAAUGGAGUCAAGAAGAGGUGAGUAUUGGACAUAG